This is a messenger RNA of Penicillium angulare, 2067 nucleotides long. RefSeq lists its product as uncharacterized. The record is from RefSeq and is a predicted model, not a curated record. The coding region runs from base 1 to 2067 and encodes 688 amino acids. NCBI's taxonomy places the organism in Eukaryota, Fungi, Ascomycota, Eurotiomycetes, Eurotiales, Aspergillaceae. The transcript has 4 exons.
AUGGCUUCUCCCCGCCCGCACACCUUCGCUCCUCAAGGCUACCCUCUUUCGAACGGUACUCCCCAGGCGGCUCCGGCGCCCGGAGCCACGCCACUUCUUCCCAACAAUGGCAGAGUAAUUCAGAACGGGCCCACCCGAAUUCUGUGCAUUGCGGAUGUCCGAGGAAAUCUGAAAUCUCUGAACGACCUGGCCAAACAGGCUCGCGCUGACCAUAUCAUUCACACCGGUGACUUUGGUUUCUAUGAUGAUACUUCAUUGGAGCGCAUUGCAGACAAGACUUUGAAGCAUGUCGCUCAAUAUUCCCCUCUCUUGCCCGAGAACGUGAAGCGAACGAUCGCACAAACCCCUCCUCAGCAGUCGAUUAAGCAACGUUUCACCCCAGACCAGCUGCCUCUUUCUGAGUUGUCCAUGCUGCUCGACAAGCGCAUUACUCUCGAAGUUCCAGUUUACACAGUUUGGGGCGCUUGCGAAGAUGUUCGCGUACUGGAGAAGUUCCGAUCGGGUGAAUACAAAGUUGACAAGCUGCACAUUAUUGAUGAGGCCAACUCGCGGCUGUUGGACAUUGGCGGUGUGAAGCUUCGUUUGCUCGGAUUGGGUGGUGCUGUGGUGAUGCACAAGCUUUUCGAUAAUGGUGAGGGUAAGACAACCAUUGCUGGCGGCCAGGGUACCAUGUGGACCACACUUUUGCAAAUGGGCGAGUUGAUCGAUACUGCCAACAGAGUUUAUGACCCGUCAGAGACUCGUGUUUUCGUCACCCAUGCCUCUCCAGCUCGUGAGGGUAUGCUGAACCAGCUUUCAGUGACUCUUAAGGCCGAUUUCUCUAUCUCUGCUGGUCUUCACUUCCGCUACGGGUCUUCCUACAACGAGUUCUCCGUCAACCCUACGCUAGAUCACUACCGCGGAAAGCUUGCUGCUUCCAAGGCAUCUUUCACCGAUGUCUGGGAAACCGUACGAGGCGAGGUGGAGUCUGCUAUCUCUUCCAACGAAGCUCAGAAGACCCUGCUCGACAAUGCUCUUGACGUUGUCAACAAGAUGCCUUCCGUUGCCAAUGGUGGAAACCCAUUUGGUGGCCCCGUUGCUGCUGGAAAUGCCGCAGGCCAAGUUGACGAGAGCGCUUUCAAGAAUAUGUGGAACUUUAAUUUGGCCGAUGCCGCCUUCGGGUAUCUGGCUUUGGAAAUCGAAGGAGGCCGUAUUGCCACUGAGAUGCGGGCACAAGGUUUCAACUUUGCUCACCGCAGCGGCAAGCCUGCUCCUGGUGGCUCUCAGGCCGUCUCUGGCGGUCUGCCUGCUACGACUGCUUCCCCAGCCCCUACCGGUGCUGGUCGUCCCACGGUGGCUCCUCAGUUUGGCCAGGCUCCCCCUGCCCGUGCUCCUGUUCCUAACCAGCAGGCCAAGAGCCAGCCUGCUCGCGCAUCACCUAUCCCAGUCAUUCCCAAAGCACCGAGCCCCCAGCCCUCAACUGCCUCAGGUCAAGCUGCCGGAGAUGAUAACGCCGCCGCCGAUACCAACGGCACCACACAAACUGACAAGGGUGCCGAUUCUCCUGCUCCUCGCGGCGAGAGGAAGACAAACAACGUUCUUUUCCUGGCUAAUGUCGACAACGAGCAGGCUGUUCGUGACCUUCUUUCCGAAGAAGACCUUGCCAAAGUUGAGAAGAUUGAGAAAUAUGGAAAGUUUAACCAUAUUGUGACGUUCCCCAGUGUGGAGGACGCCAAGGCCGUCCUGGACCGUCAACCCAUUGAGAACAAGAAGCCCUCAAUCGGUGGACAACCUCGCAAGCCUCAUUUCAAAUUCUUUGAAGAACGCACUCGUGGCCAAGGCAACGCCGGUACAUGGGGAAGCAGCAGCCGUGGUGGCUCAAACACCGGCCCCCGUGGCUACCAGAGUGCCAGUGACAGCGAGGGUGCUCGUCGGGGAGGAUUCGGUGGACGUGGCCGCGGUGACCGAGGCCGUGGAGGUCGUGGAGGACGUGGCGGCCGUGGCGGCUUCAAGACCGGAGGUUCCAACGACUCCUCUGCCCCCAUGACUCCAUCCGGUGACAAGCCCGCCCCAUCUGGCGAUGCCUAA